AUGAACAAUUUAACUUAUUUCAGGCCUGAUGCAUUAUUUUCUCAAAGCGAAAAAUCAAGAAAAAGCAGCUCAGAGACUAAAAGAGACACAAGAAUCCAAUCAAUCAAGGAAAAACUUGAAGACGGGUUUUCCAUUUCUCAAAAAUACAUAACAGAAGCUCCAAUUGAGCUUUCAGAAAUUCCAAAAUUAAAAUCUGAGUAUAAUUUUCUUUCAUUUCAAAAUUCUCAAAAAAUUGAAAUCCUCAGCAGGUUGAAAACAGAAAUCUCUCUUGUCAAAUCAUACAGAAAAAGCAAUGACUUGAAGCAGUCCUGCACCCCAGAUUCUCGAGCAUCGUUACACCAUUAUCAGCAAUCUCUUGCAACAGGGUUUAAAUUGUCAAUUGACGAACAAGAAGAACUCAUUUCUAAAAUGAACACAGAGCUGCAAAACAUUUAUUCGAAAAUUGAAGAAGAAAACCACAUAACCGAACAGCUUGAAUAUAUGAAGGCAAAUGGGAAACAAGUUUAUGUAUUAUUUACAUAGAUAAAAAUUCACAAUAAAGUUGAAGAUAUCAGAGAAGUUUUUUCGCAUCUAAAAAGAUAUGAAAAAGACGUCAUUGACUCCCACGUUCAAGCUGACAAUCAAUUAAUUUUUGCAGUCCAUGAAGUGCAGAGCUGCAAAAAUGAAAGUGGAAAAGAAAGGUCCCUCCGCAAUGAGAAAUUGACGAAUUUAAAGAAAAAAGAAGUGAAACUUAAGCAUUCUGUAUCAAGCUUGACUCAAAGAGUUUCCGAAAAAUUUGCAAAUGUAGAAGAAGUCAUGGAGAAUAAAAAUAAUUAUGAUAGUGAAAUGACAACUGCUUUAAAAGAAUACAUAAAUCUUAAAGAAAUGAAUGAAAAUUUUAAAAAUCAGCUGAGGUUUUAUACAGAAGAGUUCAAUAAAAUUAAAGAGUAACCUAUAUUUAGCAUCGUGAAACAGUCUAACUGUUUAAACGCUGACCCACAAAUAGUUGAUUCUUAUACUCCUCAAGAAAUAGCCGGAGCACUAACGAGAAUGGUAAAUAUAGAGUCACAGCUACAAAGAAGGUUUGAAGAUUUAACAAAAGUCCAUAUUAAUUUAAGGGACAAAUGUGACGAAAUUACUAUGCAGCUUAAACAAAUUAAAGCAGAAAUUCAAGAUUCAAACUCUAUGGGCAAAAUCAAAGAAAGAGCGAUUUCCCUUACCAAAAGAGAAGCAAUCACUACUAAUGAGCUGUUAACUUCUAUUGAUUUAAUAGGAGAAGAUACAGCAAGAUCUGAGCUAAUUGAGGAUUAUGAAAAGUUCGAAGUAUAUGCUGUCAAGUUUAUUGUGACUGCAUUUUCACAAAUUUGAGACAAAAUGGAGUAUAUUGCAGCUAAAUGCCCACAGGAUGAAGUGAUGAGUAUUUAUUUGGCAAGAUCUAAAAAAACAUAUAAGGAACUGCAAGAAGAUAUGGCACCUCGGUCAUUUAGUAAUAAGAGAUCAUUAACGCAUAUACACAGAUCUAAUACUAGAAGAAUGAAUACUUCUAAAUCUCCUGCUGCAUCUCCUAUAUCUAAAGUGAGAAUGGAUUUUGGCACUGAAACCCCUCAUAAUCCACAAAAAACAUAUACAAAGCAAGAUAUUAUAGAUGCUUUUAUGCAGAAAUUCCAAGCAACCCAAGAUAAGGCAGAAAAUUUUGCGAAUGAAAUUUUAAGGUCUUAUAUUUUUCAGUAUUUCAUAGAAAAAUCUGACAUAAAAGCAACAAUUGAAAAUUUUUCUGGGGACACUGAGAUGUAUUAUGAAGAAUUGCUUAAUCUUCUAUACCCAGAAGCUUCGAAUAAUCUAAGGAAUAAGUUUGCAACUAGCUUAGACUCUCUUUCUUCUGCUCUAUCUGUAGCACUAAAAGUAUCAAGAGAGAUAAAAGCAGAGUAUGAUAAAGUCGAUGUAGAAACCCUUCAAAAAAAGAAAGCUAUACACUCAGUAUUAAGUUUAGCUAAAUUAAAAUCAGGAAGCCAAGCAAACUUUUCAUCAAUCGAUCAAUUGCUCAAAAAUGUUAUACAGUUUAAGCUUAAAGAGCACUCAAGAAAGAAAAACGACAGGUUGGAGCUUCAAGAAGAGUCUGAAAAUUUCCUUAAAAAGUUGAGAUCGAAAGUCGAUAAAACCCCUGAUAUAAAAUCUGACUCUGAAACUGGAAGCUCAACAGCUGAGCAGCCCACAAGAAGAGAAACCCCUGUUGAUGACACUGCUCUGUUAUCUACAAGAUCAAAGAAACAGAUCUCAAAGCAUACAAAAAACGCUUCUUCAAUGCCCAAUUUGCCAAAAAUUGAAGAGAAAACUGAAGCCUAUAGGAACUUUAAAGAUUUAGAAAUGAAAAUCAAAAAAAUUAAAAGGAUGGGAAGAAGUGCAGCUUCAGAAUUUGGGUCAACUAAGAAAGCUAUGAGUAGGACGCCUUCUAUAUCUAUUGACAACUAA
Messenger RNA from Blepharisma stoltei, 2448 nucleotides. Lineage: Eukaryota; Ciliophora; Heterotrichea; Heterotrichida; Blepharismidae. The record is from the annotation of a GenBank genome assembly.